Messenger RNA from Chenopodium quinoa (quinoa), 3348 nucleotides. RefSeq lists its product as uncharacterized. The record is from RefSeq and is a predicted model, not a curated record. The transcript is spliced from 4 exons. Bases 107 to 523 code for a protein of 138 amino acids. Lineage: Eukaryota; Viridiplantae; Streptophyta; Magnoliopsida; Caryophyllales; Amaranthaceae.
ACACUAGUCAGAAAUCUCUGGGGUGCAAUUGUUGAAACCCUAAAAAGGUGAAGAUAGAGAGAUAAGAGUGAUAAAAGAGCGAGUGAGAGAUAGAAUAUUAACGACGAUGAGAAGAACAAUCGGUGGAAUUCCAACUUCGGUGGCGUCAUUGAGCAGGAGGCGGGCAUUAGGAUUAGCUUUAGCUCCAAAAUUCAUACAAUUAGUAUGUUGUUCAUCUUUAGCACCAGAAAAUUCCAGAAAACUGAUUCUUUAUUCAAAACCGGGCUGCUGUUUGUGUGAUGGCCUCAAAGAGAAAUUGUCGGCCGCCUUUUCUCUGUCCUCACCCACAGAUCCCCUACACGAUGUCGACUUACAGAUAAGAGAUAUUACCACUAAUCCAGAGUGGGAGAGGGCUUACCAGUACGAGAUUCCUGUUUUGGCUAAGCUACUACCUGAUGGUACCGAGGUAACACUACCUAGAUUAUCUCCCCGACUUGGUGUAGAGGUCAUUCAACGGAAAAUAGGAGAAGCGUUUAGGCAUUAACAAUGUUUUGGAUGCUUGACAUUUAGAUGCUUAUGCUUUUAAAGCACCAUUUAUCUAUUUUAACAAGUAUCUGUGGUUUUUUUGGGGGGUAUAAUUUUUGUAAGCUUUGUAUCAAACUCCUCAGUAAGAAGCUUUGUCUGCUUUACAGCUUGCUUUGUUGCUCGGUAUAUGCUCAUCAAUUUGAUCCACUUCAUUAAUAAGCAGUUCUAUUGUCUUAGUAAGUGUUUUUUUUUUUUUUUUCAAAAAAAAUUACUUCGUAUUUGUUAUUCCGAUUUCACUUCAUUGAGUAAGAAGGGAGAGAGCAAGUAUGCACUGUAGAGUAAGCGAGAGAAGAAAGCACUAGUGAAGGAUUUGGCAUUAAUAACUCAACUUUGGGAAUUUGGCCUCGGCAACAUAAGGGGGCAAAACACGUAAGCCGACCACCUGACUUUCCCUAUCUUGCUCAAAGUGGGAACUUUUUCAAAAGCUUUAGUGUAAUGCUGAGGUUAUUAUCCUUUCAAAUGAUCAAAUAUCGUUGCAUAAGUAAAAUUGUGGCAUGAUUUUACUAAAAGACUUUAUAAUUUUUGGGUCAUUUUUUUUUAUGAUUCCGUCAAGGCCUUCAAUCCUGGUAACUCAAUAAAAAUCUUGUUAGAAGAAAUGUGACAUGUCAAAAGUUUGUUAAGAUGGGAGGGAAAGUGCAGUUAAUCGGGGUAAAGCUAGAGGGAGAAACUCAUUCAAUAAUUGUCAUGUCAAAGCUUUUUCAUUCGGAGUGGUCUAAUGCAUUUUAGUGCUUAAGGUUUGUACACCUCUUCAACAUGAUGAAAAAUUGGUGCAUAAUUAAAAAGAAGUUGGCCCUAUGUUUGAAACUUUAUAGAACUUAAUUGUGUUCAAUUCGCAUCAAUUCGCAUCUGCUGGCCUUUUCAUCAUGCAGUGUAGGAUGUUUCAAAGUUGGAUUUCUUGUGAGGUUGUAUAUUUGUUGAUGAAAAGUUCUGCAGUAACUCACAUGAUGAGAGUCCAAUGCUGAAGGAGGUUAAGAUUUUUGAGAAGCCUGUUGUGCUAAUUGCUAGUUUUGAUGUUAAUGCUCCCCGCGUAUGGGCCUAGAGGCGAUAAAUAAUUGCAGCAUAUGAUAAGAAAGGCGCAAUUGCUGUAGAUGGAAUGGGAAGCAAUCCUAGUCUGGGUUUGGGUUUGGGUUUGUAGAACCUAGGGAUUGAGUAGAUCCUGUGUUCUCAUGCAAUCAUGCUACAAGUGUCAUACUGUGUAUAAAGACUAUGGCCCUGUUUGGGGGAAAGCUAAAAGCUGAAACUGAUUGAGUUAGUUGAUUUUAUUAACUGAUUAGACUAACUUAUUGUAUUAACUGAUUAUAUAAAAGUGUUUGAUAAAUAGCUGAUAGCUUAAGGUGAUUGAGUAUGUGAAAUGACCAAUAAGCUAAUUGUGGGGUAGGUAGUUUAGAUAGGAUUUUAAAUUAAAUGAGGCUAUAAGUGUCAUUUCACAAUAAUUAAUGAAUAAGCUAAUUGAAAAAGCUCCUAAAAUGAGUUUUUUCAAAAAUAGCUUAUUUAGUGGAAUAAGCUUGUUUGACUAAUCAAUCAGCUAAAGUUAGUCAAAUAAGCUAAUAUACCCCCAAUAAGCUUACUACCAAACAGGGCCUACAAAUAAGGAGCUUGAGCUUUUAGUUUAUUUGGUUGAAUGAACUGAAACUCGAAAUUGUUGCUAGUUGCAGACUAGGCCAGUGAAGACUUUGUUGAGAUUGUGAAGAAGAGAGGCCAAUCCUAAUUAUUUCUGGGCACUGCUGCACUGGUCAGAGAAGUGUUGCCAGCUAAAUUGCACAUGGGAAUGAUGAAAGAUAUCCCAAUCACAUCCGUAAGUUUCCAGCCCAGGUAAAGAAAUGUGAAGGGAAUAUUAAUUUUGGGAAAAUAUAUAACUGUAAGAGAAUGGCUAGGAGCAAAACGAGAACUACAGUAUUUAGGUCAUGUUUAGAAUACUGUAAGUGGAGAAGGAAAUAAAUGUGAGACGAAAAACAAGUUUCUACUUUCUAGGUAAACAAUGUGUAUGAUGCUCAAUUAUCCCCCCCAACCCCCUCCUCAACAAGAACUACAGUAUUCAGUAGGUCAUGUUUAGAAUACUGUUUCAAUUCAAUCUCUUCACUGAUUGAAAGUAUUUAUUUCCCACAUUUGUUUCCCACAUUUGUUUAACGUAGAUUGUAGAACAAAGUGAGGAAGUUAGACCCAUUGAAAUUCUACAAUUUAGCAUCUGGUGCUAUCUACUGCCAACUCUCUGCUAAUGUAUCUAUUUUCUGCAAUUUACAGUAAUCUACAUGCAGAAGAUUUUCAGGCCUUCAGCCUUCACAAUUUUACUCUUUUUUUUUUUUUUUUUUUUUUUUUUUUUUUUGAAAUACACUUCUAAAUUUUACUUUUUACAAUUUGUUUUGAGACCUCUCCACAAAUUAUGCAACCCAAGUCUUAUACUUCUAUGUAGUAUUUUAAUAUAAAUUUAUUUAUGUGAUUAGAAUGUCUAAUUUUUCCAAGAGAUUUAUUUUCUUUUCAUAUUUUACUAAUGUUUGAUUUGGAACCUCCUAUUGACAGUUGACGUAACAAGCUUAAUAAGAGGAAGACUUGCGACAAUUUAGUAUAGUAAUUUUUUUGGGUAUAUUUGUUUUCAGAUUAGAUAUUAUCUCUACAUGAUGUUACUACUUAGAUGGCUAUCAAGUAUCUAUUACCUCCAUUUCAUAUUAUUUGCAACAAUUUGACGUAAAGUAGAGAGAAAAAUGUUUAAUUGUUGCAAAUAAUAUGAAACAGAGGUAGUAUAUUGAAUGGACGAGCAAACGCAUAUCAGAGGCAAUUUGGUAACUC